ACUGCGCUCAAUUCACAUUGUUGUAUUUUUAGCCGUUGCAUACAGAUAACUAUAUUUGUACACUUGAGACAUAUUGGGUUAUGACCUUGUUUACAUUAGGAUAAAAGUUCACUCAUAACUUGAAUCCAUGAUGGACCCAAAAUCACGUGCAGACGGAGACUUACAACUGGCCAUCUAUCCUUUCAUUGAGUAUGAAGAAUCAACAUAUUUUGCAUGGCCUUGCUUGAAGGAAAAUCCCAAAAAACAGUUCCAGGACAUAAAGGAAUUUCCUUCCAGGGAUGAUGACAUUUUAUUAUGCACGGCGCCGAAAACAGGUACACAUUGGGUUCAUGAGAUUAUAUGCAUGCUAGUAGACCACACGACAGAAUAUAACAGUAGGGCCGCUACACUGAAAAUCCAUUUAGAUUUUAUGACCGACUUUCAAUUAUUGGAGGCUGAAAAUAGGCGAAGAAUUCUACAUUCACAUCUUCCUUGGAGCUUCUUGCCGUCAAAGCAUAUAGACAAAAAGGCUAAAGUCGUGUAUGUGAACAGAAAUCCUAAGGAUAGACACGUUUCUCAGUACAAUUGGUUGAAAGAGAUGAAUGGUGUUCCUCCAAAUUGGACAUGGAAGCAGUAUUAUGAAGAUGUGGUUAUCAAUGAUACAUUGUUAACUGGUUGGUUCAAUUACACGAAAGAAAUGACAAAUGCUGCAAGAAAUAACAAGAAUGUGCAUGGUGUGCUGUUUGAAGAUUUGAAAUUGCGCCCGAUUGAAACAAUCAAACAACUUGCUGAGUUCCUGGAAGUUCCCUUUGACGAUCAGUUUAUAGCAGAAGUUGCCGAUAAAAAUGUCUUUCAAAAGUUAAAAGAUCAUAAACAGGAUGCUACAGUUGCAUUAUCAAGAGAAUAUAAGUCAGUGUUGUUUAGAAAAGGGGAAAUUGGAGACUGGAAGAACUGGUUUUCGGUCUCGCAAAAUGAACAAUUUGAUGUAAUGUACAGAAAAGAAAUGGAGGGUGUUGAAGUAGACUUCACAUACGAAAUACAGUAGAUACUGUAUCGAUAUUACGUUAAAAUUUUGUAUUAAUCAAAUAUUAAAAAACGAAUUCGACGGAGCCAUA
Mytilus californianus (California mussel) is the source of this 1094-nucleotide messenger RNA. RefSeq names its product sulfotransferase 1B1-like. The record is from RefSeq and is a predicted model, not a curated record. Gene Ontology annotation, cellular component: cytoplasm. The transcript has 6 exons. Gene Ontology annotation, biological process: sulfation. Gene Ontology annotation, molecular function: sulfotransferase activity. Bases 128 to 1024 code for a protein of 298 amino acids. NCBI's taxonomy places the organism in Eukaryota, Metazoa, Mollusca, Bivalvia, Mytilida, Mytilidae.